Messenger RNA from Pieris rapae (cabbage white), 4722 nucleotides. It is a transcript of the gene AP-2alpha, whose product is annotated as AP-2 complex subunit alpha. Gene Ontology annotation, biological process: intracellular protein transport; clathrin-dependent endocytosis. The transcript has 2 exons. Gene Ontology annotation, cellular component: membrane coat; AP-2 adaptor complex. The record is from RefSeq and is a predicted model, not a curated record. The coding region runs from base 93 to 2882 and encodes 929 amino acids. Lineage: Eukaryota; Metazoa; Arthropoda; Insecta; Lepidoptera; Pieridae. Gene Ontology annotation, molecular function: clathrin-cargo adaptor activity.
UCUCUCAUAGAUAAUGUGGGAAGGCGUUGUAGAAGAAAGCUCGGAGGGUUCAAAAAGGCAUAAAACUGGUGUUCGAUAAGUCACUUGGCAAUAUGCCUGCCGUCAGGGGAGAUGGUAUGCGAGGACUGGCAGUCUUCAUAUCAGAUAUAAGAAACUGCAAAAGUAAAGAAGCCGAGAUAAAGAGAAUAAACAAAGAGCUAGCUAACAUAAGAAGUAAGUUCAAAGGCGAUAAGACUCUGGAUGGAUACCAGAAAAAAAAGUAUGUAUGUAAGCUUCUUUUUAUAUUUCUACUUGGUCAUGAUAUUGACUUUGGUCACAUGGAAGCAGUUAACUUACUAUCUUCAAACAAAUAUUCAGAAAAGCAAAUAGGCUACUUAUUUAUAUCUGUCUUGGUCAAUACUAAUAGUGAUCUUAUCAAACUUAUCAUACAGAGUAUUAAAAAUGACUUGCAAUCUCGAAACCCUAUUCACGUCAACCUGGCACUUCAGUGCAUUGCUAAUAUUGGCAGCAAAGAGAUGGCAGAGGCAUUUGGUACUGAGAUUCCCAAAUUACUUGUUUCUGGUGACACUAUGGAUGUAGUGAAGCAGUCGGCUGCACUAUGCCUUCUCAGGCUUUUCCGAAAGUCACCAGAAAUUAUACCAGGGGGUGAAUGGACCUCUAGAAUAAUACACUUGUUAAAUGAUCCUCAUAUGGGUGUAGUAACUGCAGCUACAUCACUUAUUGAUGCUUUAGUUAAGAAAAAUCCUGAAGAGUACAAAGGAUGUGUCACACUGGCUGUCGCAAGAUUAAGUAGAAUUGUCACUGCAAGUUAUACUGACUUACAAGAUUAUACAUACUAUUUUGUGCCAGCUCCUUGGCUGUCAGUGAAAUUAUUAAGGCUUCUUCAAAAUUAUACACCUCCUUCUGAAGAGCCAGGAGUGAGAGGUAGAUUAUCUGAAUGUUUAGAAACCAUUUUUAAUAAAGCACAGGAACCACCAAAAUCUAAAAAAGUACAACAUUCAAAUGCAAAAAAUGCUGUACUCUUUGAAGCUAUAAGCUUGAUUAUUCACAAUGAUAGUGAGCCCAACUUACUGGUGCGUGCAUGUAAUCAACUUGGACAGUUUUUGAGUAAUCGUGAGACUAAUCUACGUUACUUGGCUCUCGAAUCAAUGUGCCACUUGGCUACAUCAGAAUUCUCACAUGAAGCUGUAAAAAAACAUCAAGAAGUUGUCAUACUUUCAAUGAAAAUGGAAAAAGAUGUAUCAGUUCGCCAACAGGCAGUUGACUUACUUUAUGCUAUGUGUGAUAAAACAAAUGCUGAAGAAAUUGUUCAAGAAAUGCUUGCUUAUCUUGAAACUGCAGAUUAUUCUAUCAGGGAAGAAAUGGUUUUAAAAGUUGCUAUUUUAGCAGAAAAAUAUGCUACAGAUUUUACAUGGUAUGUGGAUGUUAUCUUGAACCUUAUCAGAAUUGCAGGUGAUUAUGUAUCUGAAGAGGUGUGGUACAGAGUUAUACAAAUUGUAAUUAAUAGAGAAGAGGUGCAGGGCUACGCAGCUAAAACUGUUUUUGAAGCUUUGCAAGCACCUACAUGUCAUGAGAAUAUGGUGAAAGUUGGAGGAUAUAUCUUGGGAGAAUUUGGAAAUUUAAUAGCUGGUGAUACCAGAUCAUCACCACAAGUACAAUUUGAACUUCUUCAUUCUAAGUACCACUUGUGUUCCGCAGCUACUAGAGCUUUACUUUUAUCAACAUAUAUAAAACUGGUGAAUCUUUUCCCAGAAAUAAAAGUAAGGGUCCAGGAAGUAUUUCGUGCUGAUUCUAAUUUACGCUCUGCAGAUGUAGAAUUACAACAGCGUGCUUCAGAAUACUUACAGUUGAGUAUUGUGGCGAGUUCUGAUGUUUUAGCUACAGUACUAGAAGAAAUGCCAGCAUUUCCAGAAAGAGAGUCAUCAAUAUUAGCUGUUUUGAAAAAGAAAAAGCCUGGUCGUAUUCCUGAUGAUAUUAGAGAGUCCAAGAGCCCACAACCAGUUGCAAUACCAGCUCCAAUUAUUAAUAAUUCUACAAACUCAAAUAGUGUCAGUACAGAUCUUUUGGGACUAACAACUCCUCCAGGAAGUUCUGCCAACAAUACAGGAAAUGGUCUACUGGAUGUUUUAGGAGACCUUUAUACUGCACCAAAAAUUAGUCCUACUACAGUACAACAAAAUAAUAUUAAAAAGUUUUUAUUCAAAAACAAUGGGGUUCUAUUUGAAAAUGAUUUAAUACAAAUAGGAGUCAAGAGUGAAUAUAGACAAAAUCUUGGUAGAAUUGGUUUAUUCUAUGGAAAUAAGACACAGUUCCCCAUUCAAAAUGUUCACCCAGAAUUGAUUUGGACAGAUUUGCACAAACUUAAUGUGCAAAUGAGACCCAUGGAGCCAGUUUUGGAAGCAGGUGCCCAAAUUCAACAGAUGCUUACAGCUGAAUGUAUUGAAGAUUUUGCAGAUUCACCAAGCAUGUCUGUAACUUUCGUUUACAAUAAUGUUCCACAAAAAAUUUCCAUGAAACUUCCACUCACUUUGAACAAAUUUUUUGAACCAACUGAAAUGAAUGGUGAAUCAUUUUUUGCACGAUGGAAGAAUUUAGGUGGUGAACAACAGCGAGCUCAAAAGAUAUUCAAGGCACAAGGUUCCAUUGAUUUACAUGCAACUCAUACCAAAUUAGCUGGUUUUGGUAUGCAGAUAUUAGAUGGUAUUGAUCCCAAUCCCGACAAUUUUGUGUGUGCUGGAAUUGUCCAUACACGACUGCAACAAGUUGGUUGCCUUAUGAGAUUAGAACCAAAUAAGCAAGCUCAAAUGUAUAGAUUAACUGUGAGAUCAAGUAAAGAAACAGUUUCUCAAGAAGUCUGUAAUCUGUUGGCAGAUCAGUUCUAAAUUAUCAAAGUAUAACAUAGGUACUUCAGAAUUACUCAUGUAUAAUGUUAUUGGUGCAAUGCCAUUGUAGUUUAAAAUGCUUACUUUGAAGCCUUCUCAGUACUGAGUUUUUUUACUGGUAAUGUAUAAAUUAAAAUAUAUGCAUGUUAUAUUAAAUUGUUUUAUAUGUAUAUUUUUCGUUUUACACUGGAAAAAUCAUACAUAAAGUACAUAAAUUAAAAAAUAAUAUAUUUGAAUUUUUUUUAAUGUAGUUUUUAUGUUGUAAAUUAUUGUAUUGAUCUUUAUAAUAUUCUAUUAUGAAUAUUCAUGUAUUGUUUUCUUAGUGUCUUUGUAAGUAUUAAUCAAACUUAUAUUAUUUUAGAAAUCAAGAAAUAUGCUUUUUGGCAUUUAUUUUUCAUAUCUAAAGGCUUUAGCAUAAUGGUACAAAACCAGUUAAUUAAUUAAUCCCUGCCCAUAACUUGGAAAGAGUUUUAGAGAUCUGUAAUGCUAUUAAAGAAGAUGUGCAAUUUUUCUGCAACUACCUGAAAUUUUUUCAAGUUACAUGCCAAUGCUAAUUCCUUUUUGGAGAUACAUCUACAGACAAUAUACAAAACGUUUUUGGGCAAACUAUGCAAGGUUAAAAAGGUUUUUAAUUAAUGAAAAAUAUGUAUAAAUUUGUCAUCAUAUCUUUCAAAAUACUAUGUAUAAAAAUAUAUUCUUUGGAAAAUAGUCCCUACAAGUUACAUACUUAUGCCAAGUUAUUUAAUGAUUAUUAAUUAAAAAUCAACAUAUACUUCAAGACACCAUAAUAGAUAAUGGGGAACAACAAUAUAUUUGCUUUAACCUCCUAAAACUAAGAAUUAUGGCAAAAUUGUUAACCACUACUUGAAAGUAUUUGUACAUUAAUUAAUUUAAAAUAUUCUUCUAUACUUGAACCCAAAAAUAACUGUUAAUUAUCAUAGGUGUAUAAAAAUUUAGUGUUUUACAAAUUGUUAAAUAGUAUGCUUAAUUGUUUUAAAAAUGCUCAAAGACAUUCCCAUAAUUUAUCUUUUCAGUUAUAUAUUUAUUUAUGUAGGAACUAAAAUUAUAAAUGUGUGUGUUUAAGGCAACAAUUUUCCAUACUUCUUUUUGUAGUCCUUUAAAGUAGCAACUAAAUGUUAAAUAUUGCCUUUAUAAAAAUCACAUAAAAGCAUCUCAGAUAGUUUGUAUGAUAAAAGUAUGUGUGCAACAUUGUAGAAAGCUUGAAAUAUUUAUUGUAGGUCAUCAAUAGUUGUUACUUGGACACUUAUUUAAUUAGUAAUUAUGUAUUUUGUGUAGUUUUAUAGCACUCACAGUGUUUUGGAUUUUAAAGUAAUGAUAACCAAAUAUGCAUACCUUAUUUUAUUAUAAUAACAAGACUUGGGCAGUUAUUAAUUUACUUUUAAAAUACUUUUGUGUGUUUAAUGUCAAUAAACAUUUAAUGUUCUGUAGCAAGGAAUCUCAUAUAAGAGUUAUUUUUAAUAGAUUACUGAUUCUAACUAUUAUAAUGCUUAGAAAAUUGUAGUUAAAUAACAUGUGUUGUUAUAAAAUUGUGUAGAAUGCUAAUAUGAGUGGCAUGAUAGAUUUGUUGAAACUUGAUCUUUAUGUGUUUACUCCUACAUAAUGAAUGUACAUAUAAAAUAUUUAGCACAUCACUAUCAUAUUAGAGACAUAUUUGGUGUGCUUACUGCAAAUACAUAGAUAAGUUUGUGAUUUAUGUACAUUUAGAAUAAUGUUUAAACCUACAGUUGCAAAAGACAAAAUAUGGUUAUCUUCUUGGGCUUUGAAAUCAUGUUAUAUCUAUUAAAAUAUAUUGUCUCAAUAAAAUAUUUAAUCAAAUACA